Messenger RNA from Cooperia oncophora, 714 nucleotides. The record is from the annotation of a GenBank genome assembly. NCBI's taxonomy places the organism in Eukaryota, Metazoa, Nematoda, Chromadorea, Rhabditida, Trichostrongylidae.
AUGCUUGGCCAUCUUCUCAUCACACUCGCUGUUGUUCAAGUGGUUUGGACAAGAGCCAAACCAAUAGACAUCUUCAAUGAUCCUGGUGAAGGGGAUAUCCUGCAACUUCGCAAUCUGAAGAAGAAUGGCACGAAAGUGUACAACGCCCUGUACAAUAAUUCCGACCUGAAAUGGAUUCUUACUGACGAAGAUGGGAACAUCCGCAUACCGUACACGAUUACAGGACCAUUUAAACCUACUGAAGAAGACGCGAUAGCUGAAGCGAUGAAGCGAAUCGCAAAAAACACCUGUAUUCGAUUCACCGAACGGAACGAUGAAAAGGACUAUAUCGAUUUGGUGAACAAAGAAGGCGAAGGAUGCUAUACGAAUGUCGGACGUAUAGGUGGUCGAAGUGUUGUGCAACUGGAAUCGAGCAAAAAUGCAACAUGCAUGAUGACGCCUACUGUUAUGCACGAGUUGAUGCAUGUCAUCGGCUUAUGGCAUGAACAUCAGAGAUACGAUCGCGACGAAUACAUCGAUGUUAUCUUUGAAAAUAUCGCUAAAGAAUACCACGAUCAAUUUACGAAAGUGUCACCGUCCAAGGCUACCACUUACAAUGUACCGUAUACUUAUACGUCUGUGAUGCAUUAUGGACAGCGGGCCUUCGCGGAGUCAAAUAAAAUAAGCAUGCGGACCAAAAAUCCGGAAUUUCAGGAUGUGAAUCGUACGCGCUGA